This is a messenger RNA of Fraxinus pennsylvanica, 1821 nucleotides long. NCBI's taxonomy places the organism in Eukaryota, Viridiplantae, Streptophyta, Magnoliopsida, Lamiales, Oleaceae. The record is from the annotation of a GenBank genome assembly.
AUGGCUCCACCUAAGAACAGUUGGCGUGAUGCAGCUGUUAUCCUCAUGCUCAUUCUCCAGGUCUAUACAAUGGCUUCUUUUCAUAUGUUCUUGGUUAACUCGACUAAAACUGAUCGGUUUGUUCACCAUGCAUGCUAUUUAUCACGUUCGGAUUUGCAUGUACACCGCUAUGCGUUGUAUGGGAGAAGGACUCCGGAGUUGGAAGGCAUCACCGCCGUUCGACGCCGUGAACUUAUGUCUGCGGAAGGUUUCGAGUCCGACCUGGACUUGGCCUUCAACCUUCAACUGCAAGAAGCCAUCACCGCCUCGCUCUCCGUUUCAUUCUCUCCACCCAAAUCACAAUUAAGAUCAACCGCCGAAAACGAUGAAUUUUUGAGCUUCACUAGCAAGUCUGGCGAACUCUGCAAAUUCGAGCAAGAAUUGAACGACCGUGCAGUGUCCGAAACUGAAUUUAAGAGAAUUCGGGACGAUCUUCACUUUCAGAUCCUCGAUCACCGUGUGGCAAAUGAAAUGGCGACAAUUCCGGAGGAUCAGUGGCAGGAAAGUGGGAAACGUUUUGAAAGGCCGUACGGAGAGGGAAGUUCUAAAGGGGGAAGUGAGGAGAUUUUUAGGGUUUAUGCUAAGGGUUUGGUGGAGUUGUACUUGCCAACGGAGAUUGUUUUGGGUGGGAUUGGCAUCGCGAUAUGCGAUUCAAAGGAUGAGUUGUUGUUUGAGUUGAGAAAGCCAGUGCUCGGGAAUGGGAUGAGCCGGCCAAGUGUAGAAAUGAAGGCUUUGAUUGAGGGUCUCAAUGCUGCGAAGGAACUGGGUUUGAACAGGGUCGUUUUCUAUAGCGCUUACAUACCAAUUUUCAAUUACGUAACUGGCCAUUGGACACCCAAAAGUCCAAAGGUUAAAGCAAUAGUCAACCAACUGGCUCUCCUUAGAGAAAAUUUUAAGUACUGCCAGCCAUCUGUUGUGGCCCGAAAUGAUAUAAAGUUUGCAUUUAAACUUGCAAGAGAAGCAAUAGUUUCUCAGGUGAACAAGUCUGCAGAAUCUAGUGGUACUAUCAAUUCAUUUGAAAGUUGUGUAAUUUGUUUAGAGGACAAAAAUGUUGGUCAGAUUUUCUCGGUCGAUGAUUGUAUGCAUCGUUAUUGCUUCUCUUGCAUGAAACAACACGUAGAAGUGAAGUUGCUUCAUGGGAUGCUUCCUAAAUGUCCGCAUGAAGGCUGUAAUUCUGAACUGAAAAUUGAUCGGUGUCGUAAAUUUUUAACACCUAGACUGAUGGAAAUUAUGAGUCAGCGCAUUAAGGAGAAUGCAAUUCCAGUGUCGGAGAAGGUCUAUUGCCCUUACCCUAAAUGUUCUGCUUUAAUGUCGAAAAGGGAGGUUCUAGAAUCUUCGAAAAGUACCUUUUUUAGAGCAGAAAUAUCUGGAGCCAGAAAAUGCUUAAAAUGCAAUGGUCACUUUUGCAUCAACUGCAAAGUACCCUGGCACUCUAACAUGUCUUGCUAUGAGUUCAAGAGUAAAAAUCCUUAUCCCCCAGCAGAGGAUGUAAAGUUGAAGAAAUUGGCUGCAACGCAUAUGUGGCGCCAAUGUGUCAAGUGCAACCAUAUGAUUGAACUAGCUGCUGGGUGCUUCCAUAUGACCUGCAGGUGCGGCUAUGAAUUUUGCUAUACCUGUGGCGCUGAGUGGAAAAGCAAGGCAGCAACUUGCUCUUGUCUGCUUUGGGACGAGGAUAAUAUUAUAUAUCAUACAGAUGACGAUGAAUUAGAUGAUGAAGAUGAAGAUGAAGAUGAAGAUUAUGAUUAUGACGGUGUCUAUGCUUUUGAUUCCGAAGUUUGGUGA